Molecule: messenger RNA, 837 nt
Organism: Radiomyces spectabilis
Lineage: Eukaryota; Fungi; Mucoromycota; Mucoromycetes; Mucorales; Radiomycetaceae
Product: 60Kd inner membrane protein-domain-containing protein
Exons: 3
Coding region: 1-837 (278 amino acids)
Biological process (GO): mitochondrial respiratory chain complex IV assembly; protein insertion into mitochondrial inner membrane from matrix
Cellular component (GO): mitochondrial inner membrane
Molecular function (GO): membrane insertase activity
Source: RefSeq, a predicted model, not a curated record
AUGCCUCUGACUGGGGUGGAUCCGAAUACGACCGACACCUCGUUGCCUGCUGUCCUUUCAGCGAAUGAAGCCAUUCUCAAUGGCAUUCACAACAGCGGGUUGCCAUGGUGGGCCACGAUUGUUGCGACUACCUUUGCACUGCGAUCGACAUUGACGCUGCCCAUUGCCGUUUAUCAACAACGUAGUUUGGGCAAAAUGAUCGAACUGGCUCCCAUGAUCACGAGCUGGGGAGAAACUCUAAAAGUACACGUUGCCAAGGAAUCAAAGUUUGGUACCUACGACUACAAACAAUAUCAAUCCGAACUACAGAAACAGUAUCGCAAAAAAGUCAAUGAAAUCUAUGCACAGCAUGGAUGUGCUCGCUGGAAACUGCUGGUGCUUCCUUGGGUGCAAAUUCCCUUGUUCAUAUCCAUGUCGCUCACGCUUCGCCAUAUGACCGCUUAUCCUCUUCCGUGGUUUGGUCAAUUGCAAGAACUGCCCACGGAAGGAUUCACUCAAGGUGGUCUGCUGUGGUUCACCGAUCUCACCGCCACAGACUCCACCGCCAUCCUCCCUUUUCUCAUCGCCGCAGGCAAUCUUCUCAAUGUAGAGUUGAAUGCUUGGUUCACACGAGGGCAGCGAACAAGAUCGCAAAAGAUAUGGACCAAUGUGUUCCGAUGUUUAUCCGUGGCCUUCUUCCCUAUUGCCGCUCAAGCACCGACGAGUCUUGGACUCUACUGGGUCACCUCCAGCUGGUACAGUGUGAUCCAGAAUGUGACCUUUAGAAUCCCGGCCGUUCGAAAACGCCUCGGCAUGCCGUUGCUGCCCAAGAAAGUCGGCCCACCUGUCACAGAUUAA